UAAACCACUACUGGUAAUGCCUAAGCAAGGUCUGCUGAUUAUAGGGUUCUUAAAUUUGAACACGAGCGUCAGAGAGGUUUGAGUAACUUCAGUUUAAGACUCUUUGUUCUUCCCCUAAUCGAAUCUUCCUGAUAGCGUCCUUCGGCGGACUUCUAUCCGGUAAUAUGACAGCAGUUUUUCUCAUGUUUCUUUGGCUCUGCAUUUCGCAUGUUAUUGCUCUUAACGAUAGCACUGCGCUAUGCUUCAAAUCCAGGCCAGACAUCUGUGCUCCUGUCUUGAAUGUGACCCAUUAUGAAGCUGGACAGGUUUCCCCGGGCUACCUGUUCGUAGCUCCUAUGCAUUUGCAAACUGGAUCAUCAUCAGCCCCAUACAUCUACGAUGGCUUUGGAGAGUUGGUCUGGUCAGGUGCGGGAAUCAACCAAGGUGAAGUGUACGAUUUCGGCCCAUGCCAAGUAUCCGGUGAGGUCAAGUUAUGCAUGCUAGACAUGCGUGAUGGCAACCCACCUCAAGCAACGGGCCCGGUCCUCAUCGUCGAUCAACACUUGAAAGAAGUGGAAAUUUUCGAACAGGUUGGGAGUACUCCAUGGUUUGAUGAACAUGAACUGAAGACAGUCGACAAUGGAAUUGGUAUCUUGACGAUUUUUUAUAAGCCACGAUCAUGGAAUCUGUCCAACCUAGGCGGUCCGUCUGCAGGAUACGUAAUUACCAGCGGUUUCCAGGAGAUUGACCUGGACACUCGCAGGGUCAACUUCUCCUGGGAUGCAUUGGAUCACGUCGACGUCGAAGAUUCGUAUAUGGAACUCGGCUCCACAGAGCAAUGGGGAGACGGUUCUAGUCAACGCACUGCAUGGGAUUACUUUCACUUGAACUCCAUCGACAAGAACAAAGACGGCGACUAUUUGAUAUCUUCGCGCCACACGAGCACGGUCUACAAAAUAUCGGGCAAAAAUGGCACUAUACUCUGGCGGCUGGGAGGCAAAGCAUCCGACUUCAACUUUGAGCCAGGUCUAAAUUUCAGCUCCCAGCAUCACGCACGGUGGCUAGUGUCGAAUGAGUCCGUUGAAAUUCUCUCGCUCUUCAAUAAUGCAUUUGACAAGUACCAUAAGACCGCGUUGUCAUCCUCCGGUCUUGUUUUGCAUCUAGAUAUGCAAACAAUGCAUGCGUCCCUUAUCAAUCGCUACCCUGCGCCACACGAUCUACUUUCAAAUAAGGAAGGCAGUGUGGACAUUUUACCAAAUGGGAAUGCAUUGUGUGACUGGGGUGCGUCGCCAUUCUUGAGCGAGCAUACGUGGGAUGGGUCUCGGGUCGUAUGGGAGGCUCAUUUUGCGGACCAGAAUGCCUUGACUUAUCGUGCCUACAAAGCGAAUUUCACUGCUACUCCAUCAUCCAAUCCGGAUGUCUUAUCUAUGGCACACACGAAAUCUGGACCAACUGUGUGGUACGUAUCGUGGAAUGGCGCGACAGAGGUGCGGUCCUGGAGAAUAUAUGCUUCAUACAACGGGCUGGAUGACCUGGAAUUGAUUGGUUGUUUCGAGAAAGACGGGUUUGAGACACAGAUUGAGACAGAUUCGUUUUUUGCUUGGGCAAUCAUCGAGGCUGUCGAUGGGGUAGGCAACGGGAUUCACAACACUACCUCGAGAGUCCGCGCAGCGCUUCCCUACACGCAUCUAAGUCAGGAAGUUGGUCAAGCAGUUUUAGCACCCUGACCUCGACUGGACUGUUUGCAGCAUUCUUAGCGAACUUUCUUCCGUGGAGACCUGCUCAGCACUAAGCGGGCUUUUUGUCUUGGUCUCAGUUUCUCAAGUGGACCGACCUGGUAAAGGACCAGAGUUCAUGCUAGCUGUAUUUACAAGUGGAUCCACAGGAUCGCAAACAAAUCAAGUCAGGGAGACGAUCUUCCUUUGUAAUAACCCUG
Messenger RNA from Aspergillus ruber CBS 135680, 1915 nucleotides. Its product is annotated as arylsulfotransferase family protein. The record is from RefSeq and is a predicted model, not a curated record. Lineage: Eukaryota; Fungi; Ascomycota; Eurotiomycetes; Eurotiales; Aspergillaceae. The coding region runs from base 165 to 1706 and encodes 513 amino acids. The transcript has 4 exons.